GCGCCACACUGGCAGCCUCGCCCCCCUCUCCCCUCAGGAAACAGGGGUCCUUCGAUGAGAUGAAGCAGAUGAGUCGGAUCGUAAAACUCAACAAACACUAAACAUCACCAAGUCCAUGUGAGGAGAGGGACGUCCCAGGAUCCACCAUGGGUGACGCGGAGCUGGAGCUAUCCCCCUCCCCCCCAGAGGCAGAGCCCUCCCCUGGCCACGGGGGGCCCAGCCCCGCCCUGGACGUCAUCUCGGAGGGCAUGGGGGAGCUGACGCUGGUCAUCGACUCCGAGGUGGCCAAUCGGGCGUGCCAGGAGGUGCUGCUGAAGGUGAAGCAGCAGCAGCAGGGGGUGGAGGAGGGCUCCGAGGUCCCGGACCCCCACGCCGCCACCACCACCGCGACGACCACGACGACCACGACAUCGGAGCAGGGCCUCCCCAACGGCGACCCCGGCGGCCCCGGGACCCCCGGCGCGGUGACGGGCGGCGGCGUCUGCGGCGUGGGGGUCAAGGCCCCCCUCAUCCGGGAGGAGGAGGACCCCUCGUCGGCGGCCAAGAGCGCCCGACGGCGGCAACGGCACAACCCGUCCAAGCAGUCGUGGCUGCUGCGGCUGUUUGAGUCCAAGCUGUUCGACGUCUCCAUGGCGAUCUCCUACCUGCACAACUCCAAGGAGCCCGGCGUCCAGGCGUACAUCGGCAACCGGCUCUUCAGCUUCCCGCACGAGGACGUGGACUUCUACCUGCCCCAGCUGCUCAACAUGUACGUGCACAUGGACGAGGACGUGGGCGACGCCAUCAAGCCCUACGUGGUCCAUCGCUGUCGGCAGAGCAUCUCCUUCUCCCUGCAGUGCGCCUGGCUGCUGGGCGCCUACUCCUCGGACAUGCACAUCUCCACGCAGAGGCACUCCCGCGGCACCAAGCUGCGCAAGCUCAUCUUGUCCGACGAGCUGAAGCCGGCCGGGGCGCGGGCCCGCCGCGACCCGCCCACCCUGUCCCUGUUCUGCCCCUCGGCCAAGCCCCUCCACGGGGCGCUGGCGGCGGGGGGGGGCCCGGCGGGGGGGCUGGCGGGGCUGGGGGCGCUGGGCGGCGAGCACAGCCUGUCGCCCUCCAAGCGCACCCACCAGCGCUCCAAGUCGGACGCCACGGUCAGCGUGAGCCUCAGCAGCAACCUGAAGAGGACGUCCAGCAACCCCCGGGUGGAGAGCAACCAGGAGGAGACGGUGCGUCUGACCCCCCAGAGGGAGUUCAUCAAGUCGCUGAUGGGCAUCGGGAAGCGCCUGGCCACGCUGCCCACCAAGGAGCAGAAGACCCAGCGGCUCAUCUCGGAGCUGUCGCUGCUCAACCACAAGCUGCCGGCGCGCGUCUGGCUGCCCACCGCGCCCUUCGACCACCACGUGGUCCGCGUGCCGCACUCCCAGGCCGUGGUGCUCAACUCCAAGGACAAGGCGCCGUACCUGAUCUACGUGGAGGUGCUGGAGUGCGAGAACUUCGAGACGUCGUCGGUGCCGACGCGGAUCCCGGAGACGCGGAUCCGCAGCACGCGCUCGGUGGAGAACCUGCCCCAGUGCGGCAUGACGGCGGAGCAGCGCACAGCCUCCUUCUCCACCGUGCCCAACUACGACAACGACGACGAGGCCUGGUCCGUGGACGACAUGGGCGAGCUGCAGGUGGAGCUGCCAGAUGUGCACACCAACAGCUGUGACAACAUCAGCCAGUUCUCCGUGGACAGCAUCACCAGCCUGGAGAGCAAGGAGCCCGUCUUCAUCGCAGCUGGGGACAUCAGGCGGCGCCUCUCGGAGCAGCUGGCCCACACCCCCACCACCUUCAAGAGGGACCCCGAGGACCCCUCGGCCGUGGCCCUCAAGGAGCCCUGGCUGGAGAAAGUCAGGCGUAUCCGGGAGAACUCCCCGUACGGACACCUUCCCCACUGGAGGCUGCUCUCCGUCAUCGUCAAGUGCGGAGACGACCUCCGGCAGGAGCUGCUGGCCUAUCAGGUCCUCCAGCAGCUGCAGUGCGUGUGGGAGAUGGAGCGCGUGCCACUCUGGAUCAAGCCCUACAAGAUCCUGGUGCUGUCGUCGGACAGCGGCAUGAUCGAGCCGGUGGUGAACGCCGUGUCCAUCCACCAGGUGAAGAAGCACAGCCAGCUGUCGCUGCUGGACUACUUCCUGCAGGAGCACGGCUGCCCCACCACCGAGGCCUUCCUCUCCGCCCAGAGGAGCUUUGUGCAGAGCUGCGCCGGCUACAGCCUCAUCUGUUACCUGCUGCAGGUCAAGGACCGGCACAACGGGAACAUCCUAUUGGACGCCGAGGGCCACAUCAUCCACAUCGACUUCGGCUUCAUCCUAUCGAGUUCACCCAAGAACCUGGGCUUCGAGACGUCCGCCUUCAAGCUCACCUCUGAGUUUGUGGAUGUGAUGGGCGGUCAGGACAGGGACAUGUUCAACUACUACAAGAUGCUGAUGCUUCAGGGCCUGAUCGCCGCCAGGAAGCACAUGGACAAGGUCAUCGCCAUCGUGGAGAUCAUGCAGCAAGGCUCCCACCUGCCCUGUUUCCACGGCUCCGGGACCAUCCGGGGGCUGAAGGAGCGCUUCCACAUGUCGCUGACGGAGGAGCAGCUCCAGGUGCUGGUGGAGCAGAUGGUGGAGGGCUCCAUGCGCUCCAUCACCACCAAGCUCUACGACGGCUUCCAGUACUUCACCAACGGCAUCAUGUGACCUCCCACCCCCCCCCCCCCUCCUCCCCUCAA
Molecule: messenger RNA, 2734 nt
Organism: Gadus chalcogrammus (walleye pollock)
Lineage: Eukaryota; Metazoa; Chordata; Actinopteri; Gadiformes; Gadidae
Gene: pi4kb
Product: phosphatidylinositol 4-kinase, catalytic, beta
Exons: 13
Coding region: 147-2702 (851 amino acids)
Biological process (GO): phosphatidylinositol-mediated signaling; phosphatidylinositol phosphate biosynthetic process
Cellular component (GO): cytoplasm; membrane
Molecular function (GO): 1-phosphatidylinositol 4-kinase activity
Source: RefSeq, a predicted model, not a curated record